UCCGUCGUCCCCCCACCCCACCUCAGGAGCUUGCUGGGGCCGGGUGGGGUGUGGGGGGGGCAGGCGAAGAUGGCGACGCCGGGCCACGAACCCCAGCCUUUCUCCCCGACGCUCACGGUGCCCACUCUGCACCCGCAGCAUCCGCACCUUCUUCACCACCAUCACCAUCACCACCACCACCAGCAGCAACAGCAGCAGCAGCAAAUGCACCAUGGAGGAGGCACCGGAGGCGGCGGUGGAAGCGGAGGAAGCAGCGGCGCUGGGGGCUUCCACCUGCCCUUGAACCGGGGUCUGGAACGCGCGCUGGAGGAGGCGGCCAACUCGGGGGGCUUGAACCUGAGCGCCCGGAAAUUGAAGGAAUUUCCCCGCACGGCGGGGCCGGGCCCCGAUCUCUCGGACACGGUGCAGGCAGAUUUAUCUAAAAACAGACUGGUUGAAGUACCAAUGGAAUUGUGCCAUUUUGUAUCACUGGAAAUUCUUAAUCUGUACCAUAAUUGUAUCAGAGUCAUCCCUGAAGCCAUCGUUAAUCUGCAAAUGCUGACUUACUUAAACUUGAGUCGAAAUCAGCUGUCUGCCAUGCCCGCCUGCCUGUGUGGUCUGCCUCUCAAAGUCUUAAUUGCAAGUAACAACAAACUUGGAUCGCUGCCAGAAGAGAUAGGGCAGCUCAAACAGUUAAUGGAGUUGGAUGUCAGCUGCAAUGAAAUCACAGCCUUACCCCAGCAGAUAGGUCAACUGAAAUCUCUACGAGAACUGAAUGUCAGAAGAAAUUAUCUUAAAGUUUUACCACAAGAAUUAGUAGACCUUCCCUUGGUGAAAUUUGACUUUUCCUGCAACAAAGUGCUGGUAAUUCCUAUUUGCUUUAGGGAGAUGAAGCAACUGCAAGUGUUACUACUGGAGAAUAACCCUUUACAGUCUCCUCCAGCACAGAUUUGCACAAAGGGCAAAGUGCAUAUAUUCAAGUAUCUGAGCAUCCAAGCAUGCCAGAUUAAAACAACUGACUCCCUGUACCUCCAUACAAUGGAAAGGCCACAUAUACACCAGCAUGUGGAAGAUAGCAAGAAGGAUUCCGAUUCAGGAGUUGGAAGUGAUAAUGGUGAUAAGCGAUUAUCUGCCACCGAGCCUUCUGAUGAAGACACUGUCAGCCUGAAUGUGCCAAUGUCAAACAUCAUGGAAGAAGAGCAGAUUGUCAAGGAUGACUCGUGCCAUCUUCUCAGCCCAGUUAAAGGGGAAUUUCAUCAGGAAUUUCAACCAGACCCUUCCCUAGUGGGCAACAGUGAUAGCUCAGGAGAAUCAAGAACACAGUUUGCCCACGGAGCAGAUGUUCUUCAUUCAGAAUUUAUAAACUACACGAAGAAUAGGAAGGAAGACUGUGAAGAAUUGUUACGAAUAGAAGAGGACACUAACUGGCAAACUGAGGGAAUAAUAAACUCAUCCACAGACAAGGACAUGGAUAUAACGAUGAUUGAACAGCUGAGAGAAGCAGUAGAUUUGUUGCAAGAUCCUUGCAGAUUGAGCACUGAUAUUUCAGAAAGAAGUGUCAUAAAUUUUUAUUCCAUGGAAUCAGAAGAAGCCUUAGAAUUACAAGAUUCUGUACUAAAUGGUCAGAUACAGUUGGACACAUCUUCAGUAAAUGAGGCACAAAAUGAUCUAAUGUUACAGAGUAAUGGAAGCCAGUAUUCUCCAAAUGAGAUUAGAGAGAACUUUCCUGCAGUUUCUCCUACCACAAACAACACCGCUCCAUUUGGUCUGAAGCCUCGAUCAGACCCAGCCCUCACUCUUCCUCCUAUCUCCUUCAACAAACUUACACAGGCACAAACAUGGGACAGCUCUAGCUACAGUGUUCCAUCUGAAGGAGACAGUGAUAAUGUCUUCCUAAGACCUCAGAGAAAUUUGGAAUCUAUAGACCCACAAUUUACAAUUCGGAGGAAAAUGGAACAGAUGAGAGAAGAAAAAGAAUUGGUGGAACAACUUCGUGAGAACAUUGAGAUGAGACUCAAGGUCAGCCUGCAUGAAGACCUGGGGGCUGCGCUCAUGGAUGGGGUCGUCCUCUGUCACCUCGUCAACCAUAUCCGCCCACGAUCUGUCGCAAGCAUUCAUGUCCCAUCACCAGCAGUUCCCAAACUUAGCAUGGCAAAAUGCAGAAGAAAUGUGGAAAACUUUUUGGAAGCAUGCCGAAAAUUAGGAGUCCCAGAGGCUGACCUCUGCUCUCCGUAUGACAUCCUGCACAUGGAUUUUCAUCACAUUCGAAAGACUGUUGACACUCUGCUGGCACUUGGGGAGAAACCCCCACAACCAACUUCUGCCCUUCGCUCCAGGGACCUUAUAAACUUCUGUCUUGUCCACAUUCUCUUUAUAGUGCUGAUCUAUAUCACGUAUCGCUGGAAUGUUCUAUCUGCAUAAGCCUGCAUGUGCAUCCAACUCUCUGCUCUGUCACCCUGAUCCCUUGCAGAGGCCCCCUCCUUUGCCUUGCUGGUUUCCAUCCCUGUUAUCUCUUUAGUAAUCUCUCAAGUUUUGUAGCUGAAUGUUUACAAUCAGGUUUCCCACAAGCACAAACUUUAUAGAAUCCAGUUUCCUAGUUAAAUAAUAGCUUUCAAACUCUUCCCCCGACACACACACACACCCAAUCCUGAGGUAGAGAAGUAUUCAUAUUUAAUGCUUCCCCACCUGCAUAGUGCUGACAGCAGUGCUAUGCAUUCCUCUUCUCUCUCCUGAUGAACUUUGCUACUCUGAGUAGAGUAGAAGGAGGAGGUUCUGAAACAGGAGCAGAGGGGAUCUAGCAUAUGAAAAUAUAUUCUUUGGGUUGUUAUUGAAUCAAGUCUAGGACUGGACAAUUGGAUUGUAGAGGGACUACUUUACAGAAGAAUCAGAAAAAUGUUGCUUUUUUUGUGGGGGGUGUGUGUGUCCAAUUUGGUCUAUAAAAAUCCGGAUUUCUGUCCGAGUUGAAAAAUGUCAUCUGGAAAAUGACUGCUUUGCUGCCCUCUCAGCGGGAUUCUUCCCCAUUUUUUUGUAAUGCGAGCUGUAAGAGCACCCAGCAUGAAUUGCCACCCACUUACAUUCAGAACCCCUCUGCCCCCUUCUGCAUGUGACAAGGCUGUGCAGAAGGAACUCUGAUGAAGGAAGGGUCCCUUGCCGUCAGUGCGCCACCUGGAGGUUUUGCUUGCACAGACAUUUUCAUAUAUUUUUGCUUCUGCUUUGUUGGGCGUUUGAGCACACUUAGAGAGGCAUUUUCCAGAAGAUUUCUAUUUAAAUAAUGUAUCAUAUUGUUCUGCAUUUUUGUUACAUUGCAUUAUUAUUUAAGGCCAAACACUUAAUAGACUUGAUAUAUGUGUCUAUAAAUCAAUAAGUCAUGGGACCAUUUUGUUCCUGAAGUUUGGAAUUCUAUAGCAGGAGCCAAUAAUGUUUGUUCCCAUUUCCGAAGACUAAAAUUUCUCUGAUUAAAUGAAAUUAUUAUUUAGGUUUUUUUUAGAGACAUUAACUGCAAAAUGCUUUAUUUUUAAAGAGGGUUAACUAUUAUAUAUUGAUUUUAUCUGCUUUGGAGCAAUGUGAUUAUUUUGUACUAUUUAAAAAAUAUGGAGUCUUACCUAAACCAAGUUUUUCCGGUUCUGCCUUAUCAUUAUUCCAUGUAAAGGCCCUGCUCAGGGCUGUAACAAUCUUACCUAAGCUUUGGUUUACAUCUGGUUUCCAAGUAUUGCUUUCACAUUAGAGAGAUGAUAGUGUUAACUUUCUUAAAAUGAAUUUCUAGCUUAUUGAAAUACAGAUGCAGACAGCCUUCACAAAUUGCAACUAAGAAUAUGCUUUUAUUUUUAUGAACACUUCCAUGAAUCUAUGGAACUAAAGAAUGUGGAAAAGCCACAUAGUAGAAGAAUAUACUUAUACAGAUUCUUUAUUUAUAAAUCAAAUCAGGUUUUUUUAAAUAAUAAACAUUCAUUACACAAUAAUAUCCUGAGUUAAUGAAGAGUUUUCUUCCUGAUUUUGUAUUGAUGGGUGAAAUGCAGGGUAUAUGGAAGUUACGUAAUUAACCUCAGUUGUAUGUAAAUAAUUUACAGAUGAUGAAUUGCCUUUUGGUACUAUCUGUAUUCUAAUAUGUAAGGACAAUAAAAUCC
Molecule: messenger RNA, 4103 nt
Organism: Suncus etruscus (white-toothed pygmy shrew)
Lineage: Eukaryota; Metazoa; Chordata; Mammalia; Eulipotyphla; Soricidae
Gene: LRCH1
Product: leucine rich repeats and calponin homology domain containing 1
Exons: 20
Coding region: 70-2400 (776 amino acids)
Molecular function (GO): protein binding
Source: RefSeq, a predicted model, not a curated record